Molecule: messenger RNA, 491 nt
Organism: Paramecium pentaurelia
Lineage: Eukaryota; Ciliophora; Oligohymenophorea; Peniculida; Parameciidae
Source: the annotation of a GenBank genome assembly
UAUGUUUUAGAUCAUUAAAGUGGAUUAAGGUAUAGAUGCUAAAUUAGAAUUUGAAAUAUCUAACAUAGUAAAGGCUGCUUAUGAGAGAUUCAAUAACUAGUAUGAUCGAUCGAAAUAUAUCUCUGAUUAUUUGGAUGAAAGGUAUGGAGGGUGUUGGAGAGUAACAAUAGGAAAAUCAUUUACUAGUUGUGGAACCUAUUAUUUGUCAUAAUUGUUAAGAUUUAGUUAUUAAAAUGAUUAAAUAGAAAUUGUUAGAACAUAGGGAGAUUCAGAAUUUGAAAUAAUAUAAAGAGAUCAAGGAAUGAAUUAGGCUGUAUUUGAUUCAAUAUUAGGAAUGUAAUUAUAUAUUUUAAAUAGAGAAUUUAAAAUGCUUAAUAAACAUAGAAAAACCUAUCUAGUCAGGUUGAAUAUAUUUCAGAAUGUGUGGAAUCUAAACAUACUGGCAAAUGGGCUGUGAUUUGUGGGUAAUUGUUUAUACAUAAUUUAAAGGU